Alosa alosa (allis shad) is the source of this 2894-nucleotide messenger RNA. RefSeq names its product inhibitory synaptic factor 1 (gene insyn1). The coding region runs from base 1162 to 2415 and encodes 417 amino acids. The record is from RefSeq and is a predicted model, not a curated record. NCBI's taxonomy places the organism in Eukaryota, Metazoa, Chordata, Actinopteri, Clupeiformes, Clupeidae. The transcript has 2 exons. Gene Ontology annotation, cellular component: postsynaptic density. Gene Ontology annotation, biological process: inhibitory postsynaptic potential.
CCAAUCAGCUCUCUGUGUGUGUGAGAGAAGGCGAGCAAGAGAGAGAGAGAGAGAGAGAGAGAGAGAGAGAAAACAGCAUCCCUGAGGGAAGUAUAUUUAGAAGGCAACGUCUACUGCUUGGGGGUGAGAAUAAUAUGGAACAAAACCGUUUUUAAAAAUUGAGGAACUGCUUGGAGCUGCAUCGGUUCCGGUCUGUAGCUUGGAUGCUGGUCUCCAGGGAGGUGAUAUACUUCAGCUACCAAUGCUGGUAGCUGUUUGUGUCCUCACCAACUUUGCUAAACUAAUUCAGAGGAUUUAAGCAACAAAGAAAGUAAGGGAACAAAAACAAGUUGAAAGCGAGGGAUUUCAGAGAAAAAAGGGCCACAUAAUUGGGGAGAGGUAGACCUUGAAACACACUGACAAAUGAUGUAAGUCAAAUACAACCUCCGGGGUAUAUAUAGAAACACACACGUGUAGACACACAGACACACACUGAAACACACACACACACACACACACAGAUGGGCACACACACAUGGUAAUGAGUAGAUUCUUGGGCUCCUUUGCACAAAAACUACGCACAAUUUUCUGAGCAUCCAUUCUUUUUUCUACUCAGCAUUUUUCCCCUCCUGUCUGGAUUUAACCUGCUCGUAGUUCUUUGCAUCCCUUUCCUCUUGUGUCUGGUGUCCGUCAGUGGGCAGCGAUGUGCUUGCGGCUCCGGUGGCGGUGGCAGCAGCGGCGUCAGUGAAAGCGGGUCGCAGGCGACGACAGCGGCACCCCUCGGCCGGCGUCAUCGGCGGGGCUCAGUGUCUCUCCGGGCCCCUCGGGCGGCGCGCGGCCGGCGGCGCCGUCUAAAGAUGUUGAGGUCGCCCCCCUGCUCGCCCGGGGCCCCCCUUCUGACCGCCAGCGCCGUGGCUCCUCGCGCACACAGACAUGGACCCCCCCAGAUCGCUGCUGCCGCCGUCGUCGUCGUCGCUGCUGUCGCUGUUCUCCUCGUCGUCGCCGUCGUCGCCGUCGUCGCUGCCGCUGGCUCAUUCGUCGCGCCCCUCCUCGCCGCCACACCCCCCGUGCCCACGCUCCUCCUCGCCACACGCCCCCUGCCCUGUGCCCGUCGUGCCCGCCGUGGCCGCCACUGCUGCCCUGCCCUGCCACCGGCCUCUGCCCCUGCGCUGCCUGUGAAGGAUGUCGGAGCGGCGCGCGCCGGCGAGGACACCGCCGGACGCCAGUGAGAACCCCAACCAGAGAGAGCUCAUCCGCAGCCACAUGAAGAUGGUCAUCGACCAGCUGGAGGGCAUCCUGAAGGAGCUGAAAGACGUGGCCCACGAGCUGCGAGAGGUGGUGGGUCAGAUCGACAAGCUGACGUCGGACUUUGACUUCGACCUGGAGCCGGACGACUGGACGGUGGCCACAGCGAGCAGCACGUCGAGCAGCGAGCGGGGCCUGGGAGAGGCCUUCCGGCUGGACUUCCUCAGCCACGACCUACUCUCCGACAGCUGGGAGUUCUGCAACUAUCUGGAGGCCUCUGCCUCCGCUUCCGCCUCCACCUCCACCUCCACUGCACCCGGGGCCGGACCGGGAUCGGGUCCUGGGUCGGGGUCAAGACUCGGAGCGGGUGAAGGUGGAGGACGAGGAGGAGCAGUAACGAGGACAAAGUCGGUGGGCGUGAGAGCCUCGACGACGGCCGUUCAGACCGGAGAUGAGAACUCGGACUCGGGGUCGGGGUCGGGCCCCGGACGGACAGGGGGAUUGGUAUCCCCAUCCUCUGUCUCCCCACCCCCCUCCACCACCACCACCGGCACCUCCACCGGCCCCACGUCGGCCUACUCGCAGAUGAACGGGGGAGUCCCCAUCAUCCCCAACGGGCCGCUGAUCGUCACGCCGGACUCGUCCAGCGAGGAAGCCUCCAGCUCCACGCACAGCCAGAAGACGUCGCGGACCUCGGGCACGCGAGAACGCGUUCGCUUCAGCGACAAGAUCCUCUACCACGCGCUCUGCUGCGACGACGACGAGGACGAGGAGGAGGAGGAAGAGGAGGAGGCGUACGGCGUAGGCGAGGACGGAGACGAGGACGAGGAGGAGGACGAUGAGGACGACGAGGACGAUAAGCGGGACUGCUGCACACCGGACACGGACAGCGAGCUCAGCCCCCUCGCCUGCUCCCCCGUGCCGCCCCUCUCCUCGCUCAUCUCCUCCGCUGCCACGGAACAUUCCAGACUCCACAACUGUCUGACUGACCCCGCCUCGGCGGCGUCCACGGCGCCGUCGCUCGUGGGCCGGCUGCCGCUGGGGACUCACUCACUGGGACGGAAGGGGCUACUGCAGCCCUCGUGCCGGAAGAAGCUGCUGCGCAACAGCAGCACGCAGACUGUGUCCGACAAGAGCACGCAGACCGUCCUGCCCUACGUCCCCGCUAAACAGAAAACAAAGGACCACUGAGAGGACUCUAUACUUUAUGAAAAACAUAAAAGAGUACAAAGAAAAGAAAAGAAAAAAAAUACUCUAUACGGAAAAAAAAGAACUGUAUACAUAUUUAAUACUAUUACAUAGAUCAUAGAUUAAUACACAAAAUAAUUAAUUAAUUACUAAAAUAAAUAAAUGAUAUAUGGGAAUUCAAAAAAACACACUCGACUACCUAAAGUCAUUCAAAGGCUCAGGGAUAUACGGGUUGAGAUUAGCCACAUGCGAGGGGGGAGGGGGAGGGGAAGGAAGUGCUUAGCCAAUGACCCGUGAAGCAGUCUGGAGAAGGAAAGGGGUUGGUAGGUGGACCAAAAUGACCGUCCCUGCUUCUGUAAAGACAUGUACAAUAUGACUUCAUACUUCUUUUUUGUGUUUCUUCUCUCGUUUUUCCAUCUGCAUCACUUGUCGGACAUAUUUUACUAUGAAAUCUUUAGUCGAAAUAAUGGUUGUGGAAAGCA